This is a messenger RNA of Carcharodon carcharias (great white shark), 5235 nucleotides long. RefSeq names its product NIMA-related kinase 4 (gene nek4). The transcript has 16 exons. Gene Ontology annotation, biological process: protein phosphorylation. The coding region runs from base 690 to 2885 and encodes 731 amino acids. The record is from RefSeq and is a predicted model, not a curated record. Gene Ontology annotation, molecular function: ATP binding; protein kinase activity. Lineage: Eukaryota; Metazoa; Chordata; Chondrichthyes; Lamniformes; Lamnidae.
AUCCCCCCAAUCCCGGCCUGAUCCCUCCAAUCCUGGCCUGAUCCCCCCAAUCUCCUGGCCUGAUCCCAAUCCCGGCCUGAUCCCCAAUCCCGGUCUGACCUCCCUAAUCCUGGCCUGAUCCCCAAUCCUGGACUGACCCCCUCCCCCAAUAUGGCCUGAUCCCAAUUCCUUCCUGACCUCCCCAAUCCCGGCCUGGCCCCCUAAUCCCAGCCUGAUCUCCAGUCCCGGCCUGAUCCCCCCCAAUCUGGCCUGAAUCUUAAUCCCAGACUGAUUCUCAAUCCGCAAUUGAUCUUCAAUCCUGGUCUCAUCCUCAAUCCCAGUUGGAAUCUCAGUCCUUGACUGAUUCUCAAUCCCGGUCUGAAUCUCAAUCUGCAAUCCCAGUGCCUGCUCAUUUGUCAUUGUUGGCAGCCGCCCCAAGCAAGUUGGAAGCUACAUACACCUGGAUGGUGGAAAUCUAAAAUAUAAACAGAAAAUUCUGGAAUCACUCAGCAGGAAUGGAUAUUUCAGGUCAAUGACUUUUUGUCAGACAGAAAAAGUUUGUUGUGAAGAAGCUGAAUCUAAGAAAUGUUUCCAGCCGUGAGCGCAAAGCAGCAGAACAAGAAGCCCAGCUUUUAUCCCAACUGCGACAUCCCAACAUUGUUACCUACAGAGAGUCAUGGGAAGGAGAUGAUGGACUUUUAUAUAUUGUGAUGGGUUACUGUGAAGGUGGGGAUUUAUAUCACAAGCUGAAGGAACAGAAGGGCAAAUUGCUUCCAGAAAGUCAGAUUGUGGAGUGGUUUGUCCAGAUUGCCAUGGCUUUACAGUAUUUACAUGAAAAACACAUCCUGCACAGAGAUCUUAAAACUCAAAACAUUUUUCUAACAAAAACAAAUAUUAUUAAAGUUGGAGACCUGGGCAUUGCCAGAGUGUUGGAGAACCAGCAUGAUAUGGCCAGUACUCUGAUUGGAACACCUUAUUACAUGAGUCCUGAACUCUUCUGUAAUAAACCAUACAACCAUAAGUCUGACGUUUGGGCCCUUGGUUGUUGUGUGUUUGAAAUGGCAACAUUGAAACAUGCCUUUAAUGCCAAGGAUAUGAACUCCUUGGUUUUCAAGAUUAUUGAAGGAAAGCUGCCACCUAUACCAAAGGAAUACAGUGAACAGCUGGGAGUACUGAUACAUAGCAUGCUGAGCAGAAGGCCUGAGGAACGACCAGAUGUCAAAGCUGUUCUCAGGAAGUCAUAUGUCAAGAGUCACAUUGCCUUGUUCUUGGAAGCCACAAAAGCGAAAGCUAUGAAAACACGUAAGAAAACCUCUUUAGAAUCUAGACCCAUUAAUUCCUCCACUGUGACAUUGAAGCACAAUUCAGAACAUGAAUCUGGGGUCCUCUUGCAGGACAUGGAUCCUACCAGGAAAUAUGUAAAGAUGGAAGAAAAGGCAUCUCAGAAAAGCAAGCUCAAUGAAGUGACCUGUACUAAUCAGGAAGAAGAAAAGCAUUCAAAUGUUUCUCACCAGGUUUUGAACAGCACAACAAACUCAGUAGCUACAAUAAGCAAAGUAGACAUUGAUAUUAUGCAUGGAGCUGAAAGAAGGACCUCUAAUUCUGACAGUACAAAGGGGGAUGAACCUUUACCCAGCUUAAAAGGCUGUCUUAAUGCAGAAGCCAAAAUACUCGCCAGCAGUACUCGGGCUGACAAUACUGAACUACACAAUGGUAUAAUGCUGAAAGGAAAAGCUGAAAACUCUGAUAACCAGAUCUUAGCUAAAUUCUCUGAUGGAAAGGAUGACACCUUUGAGCUGCUUCAGCCUGUCUUUAAGGAAGUGCAGUCACCUGAGGUGCAGGAGAGUUUUGACUCUACAGAAAAAUUGCUGCAACCAUUUGUACCAAUUAGAAUAACUGAAGAGCCUUCAGAGACUGUCACAAAACAACCUGAAGAAAAGGAUCCUAUAUCUUACAUGCCACAUUGUUCUUCAUCUGAGCCUUCAAUCUCACUGCAGUGCAGACAGAAGAACAAUGAAUUUGUGAGGAAGACUGAGAAGGUAAAAGCAUCAGCUCCUAGACAAUUGCCUUCUCCACCACAUAAUGAACCUAAAGUUCACAUAAAGAAGCUGCAGAAUAAUGCAGAUAAAAUUGUCAGUGGAAUCUCCACAUCAACGGUGAACUCCAAGGAUCAUGAAAUCAGAGCCUCACAGGACCGUCCAUUAUCUGCCAGAGAACGAAGAAGAUUAAAACAAUCCCAAGAAAAGUAUCCUUAUUCAGUUUCCACUUCAAGAAGGAGCUCACAUUGUGGGGCUUUAGAAGCUAACUCAUAUGAAGAGAACAAAAAGGUGAAAGUCAGCCAAUCCUUAUCAGAUAUAGCUAUCUAUCAUCGAAAGAGGACAAGUGAGUCAUCCCAUCGCUUUUCGGAUGAUGACGAGUAUAGCUCUUCAACCAGCUCAACUGACAAAUCAGAGGGGGACUGCAAAGAAGCGAAACCCGAUUCUAAUGAAAUGCAUGAUCUGGUAAAACUGAUGACUCGGACAUUAAGCAUGGAUUCAAAAGAUGCCAAUAGAGAAAAUUCAAUGCUUGUUCCAACACCAGAAUUCAAACUACAGCGAAAGUAUAGAGAUACUCUGAUUCUUCAUGGGAAAGCUAAGGAAGAUCCAGAGGAUUUUUGUUUCAACGAUUUUCCCGCUGAGAUUUUAUCUGUACCAGAGAAGAUCAAAAGAACAAUUCAAGCUCUACGAACAGAUGUUGUAAAAGGAUUAGGAGUAAAGCUUUUGGAAAAAGUAUAUAACGUUAUGGAAGAUAAUGAUGAACUCAGGAGGGAGGAAUGCCUACAGGAACACAUGGGUGAAGAUUUGUACCAGAAUUACAGUAUGAAGGUCCAACAACUAAAGUUCUUUGAAGAUAAUUCGAACUUUUGACUGCAUGGUGCCGAAAACAAUUUAAUGGGUUGGUUCAAUUUAAGAAGUGCCUUGUUAAACACUGAUCAGUUAAAAUGUGUCCAUCACAGCUGGAAAACUCAGUUGUCCAAAUGCAUGCUGGCACCUCUUGGAGUUCUUUUAACUUUGUACCAUGCAAUUGAUGACAAAGAAACUACACAAAGGAUCAUGAAGCAAUGGACACUGUGCCUAGCCAUGACAUCUUUCAGUUUGUGAAUUAAAAUGACUAUUACAUCAUAUCUUUACAUUAUCAACUUAAGGCUGUUGACGAAAUAUUAGAUGAACAGUUAAAUAUAUGUUUUGUUGAUAUGCAGUUGAUGUUCUGUAUUGCAAGAUACCUAUCUCAUACAUAGACAAGCAGUGUCUAUCACAGAAUUUACUACACCUUUGGCAUCUUAAUUGGAUCCUUAAAUUAUGUUUUACACUAAAGUGCUAAACAUAUUCAUAGCUCAGUUUGAAACAAUUGCAGUUAGUCAAUUUAUGUCUGUGUAUAACCACAAAUUCUGUUUCUAUAAAUUGCCCACAGCAUAUUUUAGAAUGUGCUUUAAGGGCAUUUUUUUCAUGCAGCUCCAAAGAUACAUGACUUUAAUACCACCUAUUUCAUUUUCCUACAAUUUUCUAACCUCCUAAAUUUCUACUGUGAUACAGUUUUAGCUAUUUGUUAUCUCACAGUAGCAGCUGUUCUUGGUGAGCUUAAGAGUGAGUUGCAGAAAGAUCCUCAAAUAAAAUAUGCACACUUUCCAUUGGGGUUACUAGUUGCAAUCAUGACUGCUAAUUCUGGAUGAUUUUCCUUUUCUAACCCAGGGGGUUGAAGCCACUUUAGCACUUUUUGACACCACCAAAAUGAGAUGAAAUAACUCAAGCAAGAACAAAUUCAACCAUGGACACUCCUCAUCUGUAUGGUUCACGGGGAGAUGGUGAAGAAAUGGUAAUGUCUCUGGGCUAGUAAUCCAGAGGCCCAAGCUAUGGUUUCAGAUCCCACCAUGGCUGCUGGUGGAAUUUAAAUUCAAUUAGUAAAUUGGAAUAUAAAAUUAGUCUCAGUAAUGGUGACCAUGACAACUAUUGAUUGUUGUAAAAACCCAUCUGGUUCACUAAUGAGCUUUAGGGAAGAAAAUCUGCUGUCCUUCCCUGGCCUACAUGUGACUUCAGACCCACAGCAAUGUGGUUGACUCCCAUCUGUCCUCUGAAAUGGCCUAGCAAACCAUUCACCAAGGCCAAUUAGGUAUGGGCAACAAAUGCUGGCCUUACUAGCGACUACCAUAUACCAUGAAAAAAUUAAAAAACAUAUUGAACAAUGUAUUUUCACAAUCUAAGCUUGCCUUCUAAUGCAAGGUCUAUAAUUUAAGGUUUUGUGCUCACAAAAACAAAUACCCUGCGUAUUUUUGGAAAUAUUGACUGUGCAAGACCAUAUGAAUCAAUGAGAGUUUUAUGCUUUACAUUUGAGAAUUUAGAAACAUAGGGAGGAAAGCGAGAAGGGAUAUAUCAAUAUGCACAUCAGUUCAAACAGUGGGCAAACCAGACAUAUUGGUAUUUGUCAUGAGAGAGGAAACAAGUGAGUAAAAAUUCAUAUCAAGCAUUUUCUUUCUAUAUACAGGAAUAACCUGGUGUAAGCAUUUGCUUAGUUCUUUCUAUCCACUGGUUUGUGCUUGAAAUAGGAAAUAAUUUCCCACAAUAACAGUUUCAACUUCAACCUGACCAAUAUCGUACAGAGGAAGAUAAUAUCUGAUCCAUGUGCAAUUUGUAUUGAAUCACAGCUUUCAGACAUAACUACAAAUAUGACUUCUCAAUUAGGUUUGUUGUAUUGUUUCUUUAACUGAACUUUGUCUAAAUAUGUUCAGUCAUAAACAUAGGAUUUGUAAACUUAGUUAUAUUGCAAUAUUUGCUAGAGGAAUAAUGUACACUUUUCAAAGUAAAUUGAAUGUAGUUUCAUCUGAGUUUCCUACAAGCUAUAACAUUGCACACCUUUGAAGUCUGUUAUCCAAUUGAUUUCUUAAUGUCAUAGUUUAGUGAUUUAAAAACAAUAACUAUAGAGCACUGGACUCCCUACUCGAGAAAGUUGAGUUCAAGUCUUAAUUUUGACUAACUUUACUUUCUGCCUUUAAAUUUGUCCAUCUCAGAUGAUAGGAGUUGGAAAGUGUUUUUGAAUACAGGUUGCCUAAAAAGUGUAUCUGUUUAUGUUUAAGCAGAAUAAAUUAAGUUUAUUAUUCCAUUUUGAAAUGUAGUUGAAGUUAUAAAAAUUUUUUUAAAAAAUCAUUGUAGAUGUGUAAUUUUUGAUUGCUUAGGAACACUGACAUUUUGUCACUUCACACAGUAAAAAUUCUUAUGGCUCCCA